GCAACUUUGGACUCAAAAAUCAUUUUAUACUCAUUAACAGCUAUAUCAUAACCAGAUUUUCUCCUCAUAAAUUUUAAUACUUCACAUUCACGCUCUCUCUCUCUUAAAGCUGCUCUGUUCUUCAAUCCUUCAUAUUUCAUUGCUCUACUUCAUAUCUCUGUCCCAACUUAAUUCACUGAUUCUCCUGUUUUCAUCAAGAAACUUAUUUCUAUUUCGAAUUUUUAUUUGUAUUCUUCGAAAUUUCGAGGAAAAAGGUGAUUUUUUUUUUUUUUCAGUACCUUGUUUCCUCCUCUGUUUUUUGCAUGUUCAAAAUCUAAAUCCAUACAUGAAAAAUGUCUAAAAUUCAAGAAAACGACACCCAAUUUGUGUCUGAAAAUGUUGGAUUCUCACUUUCACAACUCAUUUUAACUAGUCAUUCGAACACCUUGGAUUCAAUUUUUUCCCAUUGCCAACAAUCAUCAAACCUUGAUAACGUCCCUGUUUUCCAGCCAUUAGGCUCUUCAGUAUACCUAAGACAAAGGGACUUGUUUCAAAAAUUAUGCCAUGAUAAUAAACCAAACACUUCAUUUGCCAAAAUUUCCCUCCCAAACCCACCUCAAGAACCGGUUCAUCCAAAAAAUUAUUUUAGCCAAAGCAAGAAAAAGCUAUAUAGAGGAGUCCGACAGAGGCAUUGGGGCAAAUGGGUGGCGGAAAUUAGACUUCCACAUAACAGAAUUAGAGUUUGGUUGGGAACUUACGACUCCGCUGAGGCUGCUGCCUAUGCUUAUGACCGUGCCGCCUAUAGACUCCGCGGCGAAUAUGCUCGCCUGAAUUUUCCAAAUGUAAAGGACCCAAGUGAAUUGGGAUUUUGCGAUGGCGCCAGAUUGACUGCUCUGACGAAUGCUGUAGAUGCCAAAAUUCAAGCAAUUUACCAAAAGGUAAAGAGAGAAAAAGCUAAAAAGGCAGCCAAAAAAAGUGAAAAAGUAGAAGAAAAUAAAGUUGAUCAUAAUUCAUCUUCAAUGGAAAUGGUUUCGCCAAGUAUUUCUGAAGAUGGGUUUUGGAAGGGUGAGAAUUCACCUUCCUCGGUUUCUUCGAUGGAUUCGGAGCUUGAAUGUUGUUCACUUUCUCGGAUCCCAUCUUUCGACCCGGAAUUGAUUUGGGAAGUUCUUGCUAAUUAAUUUUAAGAUCCAGUUCUCUUAGUAAAUUUUUAAACAUAUUUUGUCGUUUCUUUCAUGUUUUAUGCAUUUUUACAUUUAUAAAUGUAUGUUAUUACCUUUGUUCAGUUGUUUGACAACCGUUAUAAUAAAAAAUUUGAGUAAAA
Olea europaea var. sylvestris is the source of this 1300-nucleotide messenger RNA. RefSeq names its product ethylene-responsive transcription factor ERF061. The transcript has a single exon. The coding region runs from base 333 to 1157 and encodes 274 amino acids. Lineage: Eukaryota; Viridiplantae; Streptophyta; Magnoliopsida; Lamiales; Oleaceae. Gene Ontology annotation, biological process: regulation of DNA-templated transcription. The record is from RefSeq and is a predicted model, not a curated record. Gene Ontology annotation, molecular function: DNA binding; DNA-binding transcription factor activity.